Molecule: messenger RNA, 546 nt
Organism: Linnemannia hyalina
Lineage: Eukaryota; Fungi; Mortierellomycota; Mortierellomycetes; Mortierellales; Mortierellaceae
Source: the annotation of a GenBank genome assembly
AUGUCGGUGGUACCUUUUCCACAUAACAUCCUCAGCAUCUUUAUCAUCCUCAGCAUCUUUAUCAUCUUCAGCAUCGUUAUCACCCUCAGCAUCUUUGUCAUCCUCAGCAUCGUUAUCGCCCUCAGCAUCUUUGUCAUCUUCAGCAUCUUUAUCACCCACCGCAUCUUUGUCAUCCUCAGCAUCUUUAUCGCCCUCAGCAUCUUUAUCAUCCUCACAUGUGCUCUCAUCUUUCUGUGGCAAGCUUUGCUUAUGCUCAUGCGGUUUAAAUCCCAUAGCAAACAACUUCUCUUUUUCCUUCUGGCUAAGAGAAUGACACUCUACAUUCUCUGCAGCAAUAUGGUCAUCAGUCAUCAAGCCGAUUACAGUGUCUUUUUUGCGCAUCUUGAGAAUGUGCAUUCCAUUUACAAGUACAUUCUCGGAAUAUUCCAAUUUCAUCUUGCUAAGCAUGGAGCGUUCCAAGAUAUCCAACUCUGGAACAUCACCGACACCGCGCAGAGCAUCAAGCGUAAACAGGCCAACUUGCAUACUCAAGCAUGUCGUUAUUAG